AUGGAGCCAAUUAAAUCAUAUUCUCCAUCUUAUGGUUGGAGGAGUAUCAUAUCAGCUAGAUCUUUGGUAAAUAGAGGACUUAUCAAAAGAGUGGGGUCAGAAGAUACUAUUUCUGUUUGGUCAGAUCCCUGGAUCCCAUCUCAAUUCCCAAGACCAGCAUCAAGUAACGGAUCGCCUUUAGACCCGUUUUUAAGAAUUCAAGACUUAGUCGAUCGGCAAAAUAAUUCUUGGCGUACAGAAGUAUUGCAGGAACACUUUGCUUCAGAAGAUAUCCAAGUGAUACGUGCUAUUCCAGUUGGUAAUAGACCAUCCGGCGAUGUAAUUGGAUGGCAUUUUACGAAGAAUGGGAAAUAUACAGUUAAGUCGGGGUAUCAGGUUGCUCGAAUGGCGGGUCCGAGGAGUCCGGUUCUCACGGUAUAUGGCCCAGAUAUACUUCCUCUCGUGGCGAAAGUGUGGAGGGAAUCAAUUGUGAUGCCAGCUGCACUCGUUGUGGCGAUUUAUGGGAAACUGUUAACCACGUCAUCUUUGAAUGUCCUCCGGCUCGCCAAGGGACCAAUUGGCUUUUUGCCCAUGGUUGUUCAGGUAGCCAGAGAUGAGGCACGUAUUUGGCAUGACGCACAGAUCGAAGAAGUAGAUAUCCCGCUAGUUCUCCCGGUGGACAGGCAACAAAGGGUCUCUGGGGUGACUGGACGUAACGUCCAACUUCCCCCGCUGUUAGCUGGCUCUCGGUGUUUCAUAGACGGAUCUUGGAAGGAUUCUGAUAUAUAUGCAGGCUUAGGCUGGUUUUGUCAAUCUGCUAUGGAAGCGCCACCGAUAAUGGGAGCAUCUAACCGCUACAGAAGUCUAUCUCCUCUCCAUGCUGAAGUUGAGGCCUUGGUGUGGGCUAUGCGUUGUAUGAUUGGACACAAUUUUCGAGACGUGAGUUUCCUUACCGACUGCUCUGAUUUGGUGAAGAUGGUGUCUUCCCCACAAGAUUGGCCGGCCUUCUCUGUCUACUUGGAUGACAUUUUCACAGAUAGGGAAUAA
Molecule: messenger RNA, 1026 nt
Organism: Capsella rubella
Lineage: Eukaryota; Viridiplantae; Streptophyta; Magnoliopsida; Brassicales; Brassicaceae
Exons: 4
Coding region: 1-1026 (341 amino acids)
Molecular function (GO): nucleic acid binding; RNA-DNA hybrid ribonuclease activity
Source: RefSeq, a predicted model, not a curated record